This is a messenger RNA of Dromiciops gliroides (monito del monte), 1912 nucleotides long. RefSeq names its product annexin A8. The coding region runs from base 153 to 1136 and encodes 327 amino acids. Gene Ontology annotation, biological process: negative regulation of serine-type endopeptidase activity; endosomal transport; endosome organization. Gene Ontology annotation, cellular component: cytoplasm. NCBI's taxonomy places the organism in Eukaryota, Metazoa, Chordata, Mammalia, Microbiotheria, Microbiotheriidae. The transcript is spliced from 13 exons. Gene Ontology annotation, molecular function: calcium-dependent phospholipid binding; calcium ion binding. The record is from RefSeq and is a predicted model, not a curated record.
GGAGAAGUAUAGAAAGGAACUAACUGCCUGUCCCAAACAGGAGUAGAGCUGGCUAGCUGAUUACGGUCCUGUGUCCGCAUAGUCCAAAGAAACUCACCCCUUUGAGACAGAUUUUUUCUACUUGCAGGGAAAGGGGCACUGGACUGAGGACAAUGGCCUGGUGGAAAGCUUGGGUUGAACAAGAAGGUGUCACUGUGAAGGGAAGCCCCCACUUUAACCCUGACCCUGAUGCAGAAACACUAUACAAGGCCAUGAAAGGAAUAGGGACCAAUGAACAGGCCAUCAUCGACGUCCUCACCAAGAGGAGCAAUGCACAGCGGCAACAGAUCGCCAAAGCGUUCAAGGCUCUGUAUGGAAAGGAUCUGACCGAGACCUUGAAAUCUGAACUGAGUGGCAAUUUCGAGAGACUCAUCAUCGCCCUCAUGUACCCCCCGUACAAAUACGAAGCCAAGGAAUUACAUGAUGCCAUGAAGGGUAUAGGAACCAAAGAGGGUGUCAUCAUUGAGAUCUUGGCAUCUCGGACCAAAGUCCAACUUAGAGAAAUCAUGAGAGCUUACGAGGAAGAAUAUGGUUCCAACCUGGAAGACGAUAUUAAAUCAGACACCAGUGGAUACCUGGAGAGAAUCCUGGUCUGCCUCCUGCAAGGCAGCAGAGAUGAUGUGAGUGGUUUUGUGGAUCCAGGAAUGGCACUCCAGGAUGCCCAGGACCUCUAUGCAGCUGGAGAAAAGAUACGAGGGACUGAUGAGAUGAAAUUUAUCACCAUCCUUUGCACCCGGAGUGCCACACACUUGAUGAGAGUGUUUGACGAGUACCAGAAAAUUGCCAACAAGAGCAUUGAAGACAGCAUUAAGAGUGAGACCCAUGGCUCCCUGGAGGAGGCGAUGCUCACUGUGGUAAAGUGCACCCGGAACAUUCACAGUUACUUUGCAGAGAGACUGUACUAUUCCAUGAAGGGAUUAGGAACUUGGGAUGGUACACUGAUCCGAAAUAUUGUUUCAAGGAGUGAAAUCGACUUAAACCUCAUCAAGAAAGAGUUUAAGAAGUUGUAUGGGAAGUCUCUUUCUAGCAUGAUCAUGGGAGACACCAGUGGAGAUUACAAGACAGCACUGCUGACUUUGGUGGGGAAUGACUCCUGAAGCUUCCAGAGAUGGAAGAGAAAUGUCAGAGAUGGGACAUUAACACAUCACAGGAAGCCAUUGUUGUCAAUACUGGGGAAUCAGAUUCAAUAAGCUUAUAGUUACAAAGUUUCUAUUUUCUAUGUUUUUGACAAAAUCUCCAACCCUUUCAGGCUACUAUUUCAGGCAGGAGGAAACAAAUAUUACCUACAUAUAGACUGUCAAUCUAUCCGCCUUCAUCCCAGCUGUAUAUCAGACUUAAUGAGGAAAUCUCAUGGGGCUGAAUCAGUAAGAACUUAGUACUAAAUACAAUCACAAUAGCAGGUGUCUUUGAUAGCCCUCAGGUGAGCAGUGCUCCAGGUGAAACUAGCCAGAAGUCUUGAAUCUGGACAAUAGAAUUAAAUCCAUUUAGUUCUAGGCAAGCUCUCACAAGGAUUUAAUUAGAAAUGACUGAAAACAGACCAUAAUUAUAACUACUUAAAACAUUAUGGAUUACCACCAGUAUCUUUUUUUAAAACCUUCCCCAUCUAGAAAUCCUAGGAGAUCAGUGGAAGCUAAAUUUCAUGACCUGAGAAGCUUAAACUGAUUUACAUUAUUUGCCAAAUCAGCUGCAGCUGGGGGCUGAAAGGGGGGUAGAAGUGGAGCACAGAAAGGGGCUCCUGGAACCCAUUAGCAAUUGUUGACAGCAAUUAAAUUCUUAGGGAGGCUGACUGUAUUUGUGACUUUAGGUGGCACUCUCUGCUAGAGAAUUUCUGAAUUCUCUGUUGUACUUCACAAAUUAAUAAAGAUUUGUAUAU